AUGAAGCGGCUCGGGCUGGUGCUCCUCGUCGCGUUGCUAUGGCAAUGCGGACACGCGCAGCAAAGAGGAUUAUUCCCGGCUGUUCUGAAUUUGGCAUCCAUGGCUGAUAUUACAACCAACGCUACGUGUGGUCAAUCCGAACCAGAGAUGUUCUGUAAACUAGUCGAACAUGUACCAGGUCGGCCUGUUCGAAACCCCCAAUGUCGAAUCUGUGAUCAGAAGAGUACGAAACCAUUUGAGCGUCACCCUAUCGAAUUUGCUAUUGAUGGGACGAACCGUUGGUGGCAAAGUCCAUCCAUCAAGAAUGGAAUGGAAUACCAUUAUGUGACAAUUACACUGGACUUGAAACAGGUUUUCCAGAUAGCCUAUGUGAUCGUAAAGGCUGCUAACUCGCCUCGUCCUGGUAACUGGAUCUUGGAGCGUUCAAUAGAUGGCGAGACCUUUGAACCGUGGCAGUUCUUUGCCCUAACAGAGACAGAGUGCCUGACCAGGUUCAACAUGAAUCCAAGGACAGGACCUCCAUCAUACAUGAGAGACGAUGAAGUUAUCUGCACAUCAUUCUAUUCCAAGAUUCACCCCUUGGAGAAUGGAGAGAUUCACACUUCUUUAAUCAAUGGUCGUCCCAGUGCAGAUGACCCUUCCCCGACCUUGCUGAACUUUACCUCUGCCCGCUACAUCAGACUGGUUUUUCAAAGGAUCAGAACGCUCAACGCAGACCUCAUGACACUGACAUUGCAUGACCCCAAAGAUAUUGAUCCCAUUGUGACAAGACGGUACUACUAUUCUAUUAAGGACAUUUCAGUUGGAGGGAUGUGCAUCUGUUAUGGUCACGCAAAGGCUUGUCCACUAAACAGUGUUUCCAAGAAAUUUAGCUGUGAAUGUGAGCACAACACAUGUGGCGAGAGUUGCGAUCGCUGUUGCCCUGGGUACCAUCAACAAGCCUGGAUGGCGGGAACCUUCGUCACUCGACACGUUUGCGAGAAGUGUAACUGCCAUGGGAAGGCUGAGGAAUGCUACUUUAAUCAGACUGUUGCGGACCUAUCCCUCAGCCUGGAUAUCAAUGGCCAGUACCGAGGGGGUGGAGUGUGUAUUUCAUGCCGUGACAACACGGAUGGUAUCAACUGUCAGAGCUGUGUUCCUGGCUACUAUAGACCUGCAGGAGUAAAUGCUGAGGAUGACAACCCCUGCAUCCCUUGCUCAUGUGACUCACAUGGUUCUGAUGACCAAACGUGUAUUGAGGACUCGAGCCAGGCAACACCUACUCAGCCACCAGGGUCAUGCCGUUGUAAGGAAGGGUUUGGCGGUCUGCGAUGUGACAGGUGCGCAAUUGGUUAUAUGGGCUACCCAGACUGUCAGCCAUGUAACUGCAGCAUCGAGGGAAGCAGCAACAGUGACCCGUGUACUUCACCCUGCAUGUGCAAGGAGAAUGUGGAGGGAGAGAAUUGCGGCCGCUGCAAACUGGGUUUCUACAAUCUGCAGCGUGACAAUCCACGCGGCUGCGAGAAAUGCUCUUGCAUGGGCGUAGCAAGCCAGUGCUCUGCCUCCACGUGGGUUUAUCAGAAUGAGAGCACACUAACAGGAUGGUACCUGAGUGGAGAUUCAGGACGGAGAGUUUGGCCUAUCCACAGAGAGACACCUCAAUAUCUAAGUGUCCAUCAUGCAGAUGUUGUGGACAACCUUGGUUCUGCUUACUACUGGAAUGCACCUGAAUCAUACCUGGGAAACAAGCUAUCAGCCUACGGAGGGAGUGUAGUCUACACUGUGUCUUACACAAUAGAUCAUCAGGAUCAUAUGAUUAGAGUCACUUCAGAACCAGACCUUAUCAUUGAGGGUGGCGGGAUCACGAUUGUGGACAGACAGUACGGUCAACCUGUGUAUCCGUCCUCACCGAGAACCAAUCGCAUCACUCUUCUUCCUGAGAACUUCAGGGUUUCGGGGACCGCUCAGCCAAUUAGUCGCAGGGACUUCCUGACCGUGUUGGCAAACAUGAGCAGACUGAUGGUCAGAACCUCCUACAGUACAGAAUCCAGUGCUGUGUACAGACUCCACUUAUUCUCGAUGCAAGUAAGUUAUCCUUCUGCAAAAGGAGGGAUAACAGCAUCGGCAGUCGAAAUGUGCUCUUGUCCACCUGGAUAUGCGGGAACAUCCUGUGAGGCUUGCAUUGCUGGAUUCCGAAGAGUGGAUGGGCACCUGUACAAUGGUGUGUGUGAAGUAUGUCAAUGUCAUGGGCAUGCCACACAGUGCCACCAGAUCACCGGUCACUGCCUGGACUGUUCCCACCACACCACAGGCCCCCAGUGUGAGACCUGCCAACCUGGUUUCUACGGCGACGCCACCCACGGGUCACCCACAGAUUGUCAGCCCUGUGCCUGCCCUCUCAAUGUGCCUAGUAACAAUUUCAGCCCGACCUGCCACCUUAGUGAGAAAGGAGAGCUGUUGUGUGACCAGUGUCAGACUGGUUACACCGGACCAAGAUGUGACAGGUGUUCCAACGGGUAUUAUGGACAACCCACUGUCCCAGGAGGCUCCUGCCAGCCCUGUGAUUGCCACGGUAACCUGGACCUGUCUAGACCCAGCAGCUGUGAUCCAAUCACAGGCCAGUGUCUGCUCUGUCGACAUGGCUACAGUGGCGUGGCGUGCGACAGCUGUGAUGACGGAUUCUUUGGGGAUGCCGCCACUGCCAAGAAUUGCCAACCCUGUCAGUGCCAUAUUAAUGGCUCCGUUUCCAAAGUCUGCAAUAAGGAGAGCGGUCGAUGCCAGUGCAAGGAAAAUGUGGUGGGACGGCAGUGUGACGACUGCAUGCCCAAUUACUGGUGGGAUGCUGAAAGACACGAGUGCGUGGCCUGUCGCUGCACUCACCUCGGCUCCGUCUCUCAACGCUGCGACGUUGAGGGCCGCUGUAUCUGCCGACCGGGAUUUACAGGCACGCGCUGUGAUCAGCGCCGCCAAGGUUACGAGAGACGGGAGACCCGGCGCCCGGUGGAGCGCGUCCCCGUGGAUGACGUACAACGGAGAUGGGGCGGGCCAUCUCGCUCAGGGGGUUGUCCUAGGGGGGCAUACUGGCCCAGUGCUGGGGCUCAGACAUACGGCCUCGCCACAGGUGGACAGUGUGUGCCCUGUCACUGUAACUCUUUUGGUUCCAAGUCGUUUGACUGCGAUGAAAACGGUCAGUGUCGGUGCCAGCCGGGUGUCACUGGACCAAAGUGUGACCGCUGCUCACGAGGAUUCUUCAACUUCCAGGAAGGAGGCUGCACACCAUGUCUCUGCGACCAUGUGGGCAAUAACUGUGACGCCAACACAGGACAGUGUAUCUGUCCUCCAAACACACUUGGUGAGAGGUGUGACCGCUGCGCCCCCAACCACUGGGGCCAUGAUAUCAUGACUGGAUGCAAGGAAUGUGGCUGUAGUGUGGUGGGCUCAGUAAAACAGCAGUGCAACGUCAACACAGGCUGUUGCCUUUGUCGUGACUCCUUCAGAGGGGAGAAAUGUAAUGAAUGUCAGCUGGGCUUCAGAGACUUUCCUCAGUGCACCCCAUGUCAGUGUAACCUCUUAGGAUCAGACACCGAGACUUGUGACCUAGAACGAAGAGUUUGCGCAUGUGCAGAUCGAACUGGCAAGUGCAGCUGCAAGGAAAAUGUGAUGGGUGACCACUGUGACCAUUGCAAGCCCAACUCAUUCGGCUUAUCCUUACAAAAUCCUCUGGGCUGUAGCAAAUGCUAUUGUUAUGGCCUGACAAAUUCCUGCACCGAGUCACAGGGACUCAUUAGGAUGUGGUUAACACUGAGACCAGAGCAGACAGUGCUUCCCCUAGUGGAUAAAAGUAGCAUCAUUGAGACUACAACAGGAGUGAGCUUCCAACACCCGGAGAUCCUCGCACACUCUGAGCUGGUCACUCAAGUUCUUUCCGAGCCUUAUUACUGGAAACUACCACAACAGUUCCGAGGCUCCAUGAUCACGGCAUACGGUGGUAAAUUGAAGUAUGCUGUGUACUAUGAGGCCAGAGAUGAAACUGGGCCCUCCUCAUAUGAGCCCCAGGUAAUUAUCAAGGGUGGUGCUAACCACAACAUCGUGAUGACGCGCCAUGUAACGGGACUCCAGAUUGGUCAGCUCACACGGCAUGAGAUUGACAUGACAGAGCAUGAGUGGAGGCACGCAGACGGACUGCCAAUGACACGCCAGGAUUUCAUGGACGUCUUGUUCUAUGUGGACUUUGUCCUCAUCAAGGCAUCACAUGGCAACCAGAUGAGACACAGCCGUAUUUCUGAGAUAAGUCUGACUGUGGCAGAAGCUGGUACACCAACCAGAGAGAGUGAGAAAGCUUACCAAAUAGAACAAUGUGAAUGUCCAACUGGAUACUCUGGACUGUCCUGUGAGGAGUGUUCAGCAGGUUUCUACCGCCUUCGCAGCGGCUCACACACAUCUGCUCCGGCCUCCAGAGUCCCCACUGCUGUAGGCAUGGGCAGCUGUGUUCAGUGCCAGUGCAGCGGCCACUCGUCCACCUGUGACCCUGACACGUCCAUAUGCCAGAACUGUCAAGACAACACAGAAGGAGAUCACUGUGAGAGUUGUGCUCCAGGAUUCUACGGCGUGGUCCGGGGAUUCCAUGAUGACUGCAAACCUUGUGCCUGUCCCCUUCCUAAUCCUGGGAAUAAUUUUAGUCCAUUGUGCGUCACAGAAGGUUAUGAUGACUACCGUUGUACAGCCUGUCCUGAGGGAUAUGAAGGAAAAUACUGUGAAAGGUGUUCCACUGGUUACCAUGGUAACCCACGGAUGCCUGGUGGUCGAUGCGAGGAGUGUAAGUGUUCCACGUGGGGUUCGUUGCCCGGACCGUGCGACCCGAUCACUGGCCAAUGCCGGUGCACGGUCGGAGUGUCUGGGAGAUCUUGUGAUCAAUGCAUGGAAAGGCAUGUGUGUGGACCAUCUGGGAUCAUCUCAUGUGACGAUGAGUGCUCAGGUUUGCUGAUCAGUGACAUGGACCGCUUGUAUCGCAUCAUCACUGACAUCACACUAACCACACCUCUGCCGCCCCCUUACAAGAUCCUCUACCGCUUUGAGAACAUGACCGAAGAACUCAAGCACAUGUUGUCACCUCAGAAAGCUCCGGAGAGAUUACUGCAGCUGGCCGACUCCAACCUGGGAUCACUGGUUGUUGAGAUGGACCAACUACACAGCAGGGCAACUAAGGUAUCUGCUGAUGGAGAACAAGUGGAAGACGAUUCCGACAGAAUUCAGAAGCGAGCUGAGAUUCUGGAGAAGUUCAUUAGGGACACACUGCUGGGAGCUCAAGACCUACAAUCCAAAGCUGAUGAUUUGAACCGUAUGCUGGCGCGCAAAGACGGAACGCCGGAAAAAAGUUUGAAGGAGAUGAAGGAGGAGAUUCAGGCCAUGCUGUCCGAGAUGAGGAAACGGCAUCUAGGAGGGAAGCAGAUUAUUGCUGAGGAAGAGCUCGAUCUGGCAGAAGAGUUGUUCCAAAAAGUGAAGAGGAUGUUUGGUAUUCCUCAUCAGGCCACAGAAGACCUUAAAGCAGAGAUUAAAGGCAAACUGUCAGACCAUGAAGGUAAACUUCAGGAAGCCCAAGAGCUUCUUUAUUCAGCUCGUGAGAAGACCAGACAAGCUGGCCUGUUAGCUGGACACAACCAAGCCAACCUCACAUUCUUGGAGAGGAAGCACGCAGCAGUCCUCGGGGUGAAACAAGAAGCACAAAAAGUCCUGGAGGAAGGAGAAAACCUCCUGGAUGAUGCCAACCAGCUUUCAGAUAACAUCAAUAAAGAGCUAGAGGAUGCUGAGGAGAUGAGAAAAGAUCUUGGUCCUCUUCAUGAGCAGUUGGAUGACAAAGUCCGGCACCUCACGGAUGGUUUAAGCGGCGGUGGCCUGGCUCAUCGUGUUCGCGCUGCUGAGGAUCACGCCCAACAGCUUAAUGAUUCCGCUGCAAUUUUGGAUGGAAUUUUAGCUGAAGCAAAGAAUCUCUCCUUCAACGCAACAGCUGCCUUCAAAGCAUACACAAACAUCAAGGCGAAUGUUGACGAAGCAGAGAAAGAGGCGAAGACGGCCAAACAGAGGGCGUCCGAGGCACUGGCAAUGGCUUUAGGCCCAGAGAUCCCAGUCAAGGAGGAAGCUGAAGGUGCCCUUCAGAAGAGUCUCAAGCUGCUUAACCAGGCUAAGCAACUUCAUAAUGAUGUCAAAGACAAUGCUGCGACUGUGUCUGGACUGAAGGGCAGAGUUAAAUCUGCAAGAGACCGAACCAAAGACCUGCUCAAAGCGGUGAAUGGAACCAUGACAACACUCAACGCUAUCCCCAAUGACACUGCUGCCAAGCUGGCGACAACAAAGAUCGUGGCCGCAGAGGCCAACGCGACAGCCAUCGACGUACUAGAACGCCUCGCGGCCCUGAACCUUCAGGUCAACGACAUACAGAAGAACUUCAGCCAACUGGCCGAUACGGUCAGCGCUGCCAACAAGAUGAUCCAGGACCCAGAGAAAAACACUAUAAUCCACGCUGCUGGAGCCAAAGUCAAGGAUUUAGAGGAUGAAGCUGAUAGGCUGUUGGAGAAGCUGAAGCCUAUCAAAAAGCUGGAGGACAAUUUGAGGCGAAACAUCUCACAGAUAAAGGAACUGAUCAACCAAGCCAGGAAACAGGCCAAUUCUAUCAAAGUGUCAGUGUCAUCGGGUGGUGACUGUCUGCGAAGUUACCGCCCCGACAUCAGGAAGGGCAGGUACAACACCAUCAUUCUCCACGUCAAAACCACCACGCCUGAUAAUCUGCUUUUCUACCUUGGUUCUGCCAAAUAUGUUGAUUUCCUGGCUCUGGAGAUGCGUAAGGGCAAGGUGUACUUCCUUUGGGAUGUGGGUUCAGGUGUGGGACGGGUGGAAUAUCCUCAUCUCACCAUCCAUGAUGGAAACUGGCACAGAAUAGAAGCUUUUCGAAACGGAUUGAACGGUACCAUAUUAGUGUACCCUCUAGAAGGUCCAAGGGCCGGCGUGGUUCCAACCCCGAACAGCGCAAACUCGCCCGUUACUUACACCAUCCUGGAUGUGGACCAGAACGCUUAUCUGUUUGUUGGCGGAAUACUUGGCACAAUCAAAAAAGCGGAUGCUGUGAGGACAACAACAUUCACUGGAUGCAUGGGAGAAACCUUCCUGGAUGGUAAACCAAUUGGACUUUGGAACUACAGGGACAGGCAGGGAGACUGUAAAGGAUGUGUUGUCAGCCCCCAGGCAUCAAACGGUGAAGGGACUGUCCAGCUGGACGGAGAAGGCUACGCCGCAGUGGGACGACCCACAAGAUGGAACCCGAAUGUUUCCAGCGUUACAUUCAAGUUCCGAACAUUUGCAUCGGAUGCACUGCUUAUGUAUCUGGCAACUGAAGAUAUGAAGGACUUUAUGUCCUUAGAGUUAGCGGGGGGCAAGGUAAAGAUGAACUUCGAUUUAGGAUCAGGAGUUGGCAACGCCAUAUCAGCUCACCGUCAGAAUGAUGGACACUGGAAGUCCCUCACUAUGUCUCGCAACAAGAAGCAAGCCACAGUUAGCAUCGUGGAUAUUGACACCGGUGCUGAGGAGAAGAUAGCGGCCACAUCUCUAGGAACGGCCACUGGGCUGAAUCUCAAGGAGAAGCAGAGCAUUUAUUUUGGAGGUCUGCCAACCAUUGGAAACUACAGCAUGAAAUCCAGGCCAGAAAUCACACUGAAACGCUAUGUGGGCUGCCUCCGGGAGAUUGAAGUAUCUCGAACUCCUUAUAAUCUCCUCAGUAGCUCCGAUUACACUGGGGUUACGAAAGGAUGUAAUGUAGAGAACCUGUAUACAGUGAGCUUCACCAAACCAGGAUACGUGGAGCUCGGUGGUCUAUCCCUGGCAGUAGGGACUGAAAUCAGCCUGUCGUUCAGUACCAUGGUGGAUACUGGCACCCUGCUGUUAGCAGUGGGUGGGCCACCGCCCAUCAGCCAACAGGUCCGUAACAGAAAUGGCGUCUCUAAGAGGAAACGCAGACAAUCAGGCGAGCCCUUCCUCUCAGUGAUGCUGAACAAAGGCUCUCUGGAGGUGUUGGUGUUUACGGGAAGCCACAGUCUGCGUCGUGUCAUCAGACGGCCCGAGCAAGGCAUCUUAAGUGAUGGAAGAGAACAUUCGCUGCGCAUCGAAAGAUUACCUGGCAGAUCUUUUGCAGUUCAAGUGGAUGAGGAGGCAAAGAGGGAGUCUCCACUCCCCAAUGACCAGCCAAUCAUCUUGCAGCGUGUGUUCCUCGGUGGUAUUCCUUCUGAGGUGGAGCGAACAUCCAACAGGGCCAAUGUCCCAUUCCAAGGAUGUAUAUGGAAUCUCAUGGUCAACUCUGUUCUGUCAGACUUCUCUCAGUCCGUGUCCUUUGAAAAUGCUGAGAUUGGACAGUGUCCCAGCCUUGCACCGCUCCUUCCUCUUCCUUAUCCAACAGAAGAGGCUGAGAAGGAAGUACCUGCAACCAAACCGCCAACUCCCGCCUUUGUUACAUCGCCUCCUGAAGUUCCUGCCGAUAUGUGUCCCUCAGCUGUGGCCCCCGUAGCACUGGAGCAGGCCUACCAGUUCGGACUGAGCAGGAACAGUCACAUGAUCUUUGCCUUUGAUGAUGCCAAAGUCAGAGAAAGGUUGAUAUUGGAGUUCGAGGUGAGGACACAGGAAGAGUCAGGACUGGUUCUCUACAUGGCCAGAAUCAACCACGCGGACUUUGUCUCGAUUCAGAUCAAGGACGGACAGGUGUGCUUGGGUUAUGACCUCGGUCAUGGCAAUACAUCUGGAUGCGUCCCCUUUUCCAUUAAUGAUGGCAACUGGCAUAAGAUCCGUGUGGCACGUAAUAAACAGAGAGCUCUCCUGGUGGUGGACGGACGGUACAGUAAACAGAUGAUCAGCCCCAAAAAGGCUGACCUGUUAGAUGUGGUGGGAAUGCUUUAUGUUGGUGGUCUCCCGAAAAACUAUACUACCAAGAGGAUUGGACCGAUUCUUCAGAGUAUCAACGGUUGCAUCCGUCGCUUGAAGAUGGUGGGAGGGCCUGUUAGCACAAAAGUUACUGCCCCAGGUCGUACUGAAGCGCUUACUGAAGACUUUAAGCUCGACAUGGAGACACCAACGUCUAGUCUCAUGGUCGGAAGAUGCUUUGCUGCCACUGAGGCAGGAACUUAUUUUGAUGGAACUGGCUUCUUGAAAGCAGUUUCAAACUACAGAGUAGGACUCGACGUCUCCAUUGCAUUUGAGUUCCGAACCAGCAGACUGAACGGCGUCCUUUUGGCCGUCAGUAACCAGGGCAAUGAUGGGCUUGGUCUCGAGAUUGUUCAGGGCCAACUGCUCUUCCACGUCGACAACGGCGCUGGACGCAUUACGGCGAUGCACGUGCCCGAUGGCGAUGGCUUCUGUGACGGUCGGUGGCACGCAGUUGUCGCUAACAAGGCUCGCCACAAGGUAGAACUGCUGGUGGACGGCAAGCAGAGCAAUGCCCAGAGUCCCAACGCACGCUCCAACACUUGUGACACCAAUGAUCCCAUCUACGUCGGAGGUUACCCAGACGGCGUUCGGCAGGCAGCUCUGUCCAGCCGAACAUCCUUCAGAGGUUGCAUGAGGAACCUGAAGAUCACCAAAUCAUCCAAGACAAUGGAGGUGCACUUCAACAAGGCUCUGGAAGUCAAAGGGGUUCAACCACUCUCAUGUCCCGCCAUCGCUGCGUAA
This is a messenger RNA of Nerophis lumbriciformis (worm pipefish), 9681 nucleotides long. Lineage: Eukaryota; Metazoa; Chordata; Actinopteri; Syngnathiformes; Syngnathidae. The record is from RefSeq and is a predicted model, not a curated record.